This is a messenger RNA of Sipha flava (yellow sugarcane aphid), 1456 nucleotides long. RefSeq lists its product as uncharacterized. Bases 275 to 1378 code for a protein of 367 amino acids. The record is from RefSeq and is a predicted model, not a curated record. The transcript has 7 exons. Lineage: Eukaryota; Metazoa; Arthropoda; Insecta; Hemiptera; Aphididae. Gene Ontology annotation, cellular component: late endosome; lysosomal membrane.
AGAAAUUGAUAAGGACAAUUUGAUAUUCUAAUAUGAAGUACCUACGCAAUAUUACAUUGUCUGCUACUAGUGUUUAUUAUUAAAUUUCUUAUUUCAAACAGCAGUAGUGGAAUCUUCCGCCUUGCAUUGUUCGUCGUCAACCGGAUAUUAAUUAAACGCGGAAACGUAAACUAUUAUUUCUAUUAACGCACCGCGUUCUAAUUGACGAUACAAUUAUCAAUUGAAACAAUCUGAUUCAAUCAUGUUAUAUUAGUUGUGUUUAGUCUCGAAAGAAAUGGAUUCUCGGGUCACUGAUAAUAUACCAUCUACGAAUACACAUUUACCACAAAGGUGUUGUGUAUCAACAACCAACAUAAGUCGUAUCGACUGUAAUAGUAUCAAUAGUAAUGAUUUUGUAUUUGAUGUUAAUGAUCAUACAAAUUUAAUUCCCAACGACGCUCUCAAUAUCAAAAAGCACAACUGUCGUUGUUCUCUAUCGGAUGCAAAUGAAUCAAAAUCAAGUGCAUAUAUUUUUCAACCAUGGAUAACCUUUAUUCAUAUAUUGUGUACCGCAGCCUUGGCUUUUUUAGCUGUGUAUUUGGUAUCUAAUGUUUUAAUAUUUGGAGAAGAAAUUAAUGAAAAAGAAAUGGAUGAUAUAACAUGGCGUUCUUAUCAUUUUGAACAACAUUAUUAUACAACAUCUCCAAUUAUGACUACAACAACAGUAUUACCUACUCCUAAGGAUAAAUGUGAACCAUUAUAUGUUUUAGUUUAUGCUAAUUGUUUUGUUUGGUUUUUAUUUUUAGUACUCGAUCAUGUUGCUCGGCAUAUACAUAAUAAAAUAUUGAGAUCUCGUGGACACUUACGUGCACAUGCUCGACUAAGUCGUCUUGCAGCAAUACCGUUUCAAUUAGUAUCCUUGUGGACUGUUUUAUUGGCCAUAUUUAUUGCUAUAUAUGCACAGCAAGACGAAGCUGAUAUGCAACCAUACUGUGAUGCUAAUAUGUUAAUGUCACCAAAAAAUGGAAUUGCUGUAUUACUUAUCAUUGAGUUUAUAUGUGUUACAAUAACUUCAUUAAUAUAUGCUAAUUCCAUUAGAAAGUUCAAUUUUGAAAAACCUCCGCCAGAUGUGUGUGGUUGGGAUGAAAAUAAUUAUUGUGAUAGAUGGACACCUCAUGUAUUACAGAAUACUGAUGUUACAUUAAAUCAACAGACAAAUUCUGAAGGACUUUCGUUUUAUGAACAGCGUGAUGGACGUUGCCUAUUAGAUUUGCUAGAGUAUUAUGCACAUGCUAAUCGUGAGCUGGCUGCUCAUUUGGGUAAAACAUCUCAAAGAUUACAUCAACUUGAAGUUGAAAAACAAUCUCAACAACCAUCACCAUCUCAGUCACCGAACUGAAUACUAUAUUUAAUUACGAAUUAUGAAAUUAUAGAAAAUGCAAAUUAAUUUAUUAGAUUUUUUCCUAUCAUUAUUCUU